GAAAGGCUUAUCUUCCCUUCGGUCUUAGACAAAAACCCCAAACACAAGAUACGGCUCCUUGUUGGGAAUUAUUGCUCGUUGACCGUUCAGAAAACUUCCCUCUUGACGAUUUCUUCCUACAGAAAACAAACCCACUGAUGUUUGCCUUCGAAGCGUUGACCACCAGGCGGCUGACGCUGAUCUUGUUGGCCGGUUUGACAGCUUUUCCUCGGCCGAACGCCAUCAUCGCAGAUGAAAGCGAUCAGCUGAGCUUUUCGCCUAAGAAUUCAGAGACAGAGUCUUCACAGCUGCCGCCCGGGAGAGAUCAUCCCAACUAUAUCUUUGCCUCCUUUGCCGGUCUCCUCCAACAGUGGCCGAACACGUUUGCUUACAGUGGUCAUUCGAUCAUUCCGGGCGUCGUGCCGAGGGGCACCUUGCUCUAUCACGGAACUAAUCAUCGCACCCCUCCACCUUCCGAGGGCCUCGAAUGGCUUGCCUUCAACCCAGAGUACAGCUUCGCCAUUCACAGUCAUAGACUCGGCCAGGUCGAUCUGUAUAAAUACACAGCAACCCGUGCGUUGAGAAUCAUUUACUUCGAUGGCCAGAGCUCCUCUUUGGGAACACCCGGCUUCAUGGACAGUCAAAGUGUCCUCAUUCACGGCACCGUUCACAAGCAUUUUGGAGACGGUGGCCGUUACAUCAAAGCUGAUUACGACCGUGCCGCUGAACUAUGUAAGAUUGGAAAGAAAUGGGGCUUCGAGGGAGUGGUGCGGAUGAACACUUGCUUUGAAGUGUUGUGGUGUGAUUUCACAGAGGGAGUCGAACUUCUUGGGGGCACGAACACCACUGAUCCUUUCGAUACUCAUUACGAGCCGGGCGAGUUUACUGAAUCCAUGAAGGUCACCGAACUUCACGCUACCGAUUCUUCUUCCGAUUCAAGCGAGAUAUUUGUCCAAAAUCGAUCAGAUGCCGUUAAUCCCCUUUUUCCUGAUGAGGUUGGAAAGAACUUUCGGCAAAGAAUUGAGGUUUUCGGAGCCAUCAACUCCACGGUUCGGGUGAAAAAUGAUGAUGAUUCUUCAGAAAAUGAGAAUCCAGAGGAAUCAUUGCUGCAAGUACUUACUAGACCUCGGGUGAUGAAUUCACCGUUUUACUCCAGAUCUCCACUUUACUACUUUCGAGCUGCAAGUCGUCAAUUCUUUAUGCCAGGUGAAGUCAGAGUGAACCUAGACCCAAGUGGCUUUGUGAGUUUUUACGAUCGAAUCGAAAGCUUGAGCCAGAAGCGGCGAGACGAUGGAACCGACGAUGGCCCGCGCCAUACUCACAGAUUACAUGGGAUCAGUCCGAGUGAUGUGAAGAAGAUUGAAGACCGUCUCUUCAAUGUGCUCGCCCGCAAGAAUGCCGAAAAUUGGCAGACAGAUUCAGAUCGUCUGGAUUGGCGGGCACUGGUCUGGACAAUCGUUCAAACGUACAGCAAACCACUGGCUGAGCUGGAUUACCUCCUCAAGCGGAAUGACCUGAACGCUAUCAAUCAAGCGGCCGAAGUGCGUGGCUUGACCUACGGAAUGAUCCUGCCCCACAUCGAUUUCUCUUCAUGGAACAUCAGUGAUCCGACUUGGGUCGACCGUAACAUUAAGAAAUGUGCGAGAGGGUUUACUUCUGGAACUUAUCGUGUCUCAGACCUCACCGAAUCGAUUGAAGUCAUCAUCGGUGCUAUUGAGGGGACUCUGGAUCGACUGUGCAGCACGAUUUUUAGCAUCUUUUCUCAGACUAUCGAAUUGGUUAUUCCUAUCGAUUCUCUCAUCCGUCCCGAUUCCAAACUGGAGAGACAAGCCAAAUCGCGAAUUAUAGAAUGGCAGCAAAAAACUGAGGAAUUGGUGAAGUGGCUACAAUGGUCAACACGGGCACACUGUGAUCCACCCUGCAAACCCGAUGAAAUGUGUCUUCCUCCUUUGUGGCCUGCCUACUGGAUGAAAGGACUUCCGCAGAUUGAAGAUCAGUUUCCAGUUUGCAGCAAGGACUCUUGGAAGACAUUUUGAUUUCUCAUAAUGUUGCUCAAUCAAGCUCAAGCAUGAAUCAUUGGAAUCUGUAUCAUACAAGUCAAUCCUAACCACCUGGCCAAUCAUCAAGCUAGGGCUCAGCUCUUCAAAUGAGUUUCUCUGUUUUUUUUUUUACUUAUCUUUUCAUGAAACAAAAUCAAUUCUUCAAAAUUAUUUUAUAGCAUCAAAACAAUUGUCUGUCAGAAGAGAAGUGGGGUUGUUUC
This is a messenger RNA of Puccinia graminis f. sp. tritici CRL 75-36-700-3, 2239 nucleotides long. RefSeq lists its product as uncharacterized. The transcript is spliced from 4 exons. NCBI's taxonomy places the organism in Eukaryota, Fungi, Basidiomycota, Pucciniomycetes, Pucciniales, Pucciniaceae. The record is from RefSeq and is a predicted model, not a curated record. Bases 138 to 2015 code for a protein of 625 amino acids.